GAAAGCGUAGUCUGCUAGAUAAAUUUUUGUGCAACAAUUGCAUUGAGUUUUUGAGUAUUAUUUUAUGAGGUUUAUGGUUUUCUACGUCUUCAAAUUACUAAGAUUUUUGCAGUGAAUACCAUGAACCAAGAAGUGGAAUCUCAUAUUCAAAAGAAUUGUCCUUGGACAAAGCUCCCACCAAAUGUGAAACAACUGUUAGGUGGAUCAUAUAAAGAAUAUGAUAAAUGUGUGGUUACCUAUAGUAUAAAAAAUCAACUACGGUACAAAGGCAAUCUUGUGCGUCAUGUAAGAAAAGAUGAAGAAAGGUAUUAUGAAGAAUUAUUAGAAUAUAGCCGGGUGCACCUUGUGCUGUACCCAUACCAUUUGUCAGACGUGAUGGUCAGAGGUCUGAGAGUAACUCCAUUCCAUUAUUAUGUUUCCAUGGUUGAAGCUAUAAUGUUGCAAGAAAGAAGUUAUGAUGCUCUCCCCAACUUUACAGCAGCAGAUUGUUUAAGGCUUCUUGGAAUAGGAAGAAACCAAUAUAUUGAUUUAAUGAAUCAGAGUCGUUCUGGGAGAAAGCUAUUUCGGAAAAGGAAUGCUAAAGAAUUUCUACCCACAAAACCUUUACAGAAAAUGGUGAUAGAACCCUGGUGGAUAGUUCAUAUAGGUUCCAUAACUGAGGAAGACAUAAAGGUUGCAACCGAAGGCGAAAAGUGCUUAAUUGAUAGCGUUAUUGAUAAUGGACCACGUAAAGUGGGGACUUUGAAUUACAAUGACUUGCACAAUCUUUAUGGUAAGGGUCUAGUAUAUCUCGAAGUGCCUAUUGAUGCCAGUGAUCAUAUCUCGGUCCCACCAUUAGAGGGUUUUGUGAUGAAUCGUGUACUAGGAGACUAUUUCGAAACUUUAUUGUACAAAAUUUUUGUCUCAGUGGAUGAGAAAACUAGUGUUGGAGAGUUGGCCAAUGUUUUACAAAUUGGCGUGGAUCAAGUGAAAAAUGCCGUUUCCGUUUACUGCCGCCUGGGAUUUGCCCGCAAGAAAAAUGCUGAAUUGGAGCCCGGCACGCUUCAUCCAUCAUGGAAAAACGUUAUUACCACAUCUCCCAACCGAACCUCUUCUAUUAGUUCGGUGCCAUCUGAUGAAGAUCCUCUAUUGGCUGAGCUCGCUGCUGCCUUGGCAGAGCUUGGUACUCCUUUGCCAACUGAAAAGGAAGUUAGUCCCACCGUAGGUUCAGCUGCAGAUGAAAUUGACAGGGACCUAAGUACGGAUCAGAAAAGAAUAGCCUUCCUUUUCGACUCGACGCUUACAGCAUUUUUGAUGAUGGGCAACUUGUCGCCAGGUCUCAAGAGUCAUGCUGUCACAAUGUUUGAAGUCGGCAAAUUGUCAGAUGAAUCCCUAGACAGUUUGUUGGUCGAGCUGGAUCGAAUCUGUACUGACGACAGCGAAGGAGAAGCUCAGCGCUACUUUGAACACGCUUUAACACUGCGAUCGACAGUCCAGUUUCUGAGGAAGGCCCGUUCGAUUCUGGAGAUCGAUAUUAGUAGUGGGUACACCAUUUGGAAUGGGGGACUGGAUCUUAUUCGUGUGGAAAGCUUACAGUCGCUGGACGCUGAGAUAUAUAGCCGAUUAAUGCACAAAAAUUAUCAUUUACUCGUUGCAAUGGCUCCCUUGAGCCUUGAAGUCCGUUCUAGCUCGGUUGACGGCCUUCCUCCGUUCUGGGGUCCACCUUCUCCCGAGUUCACAUCGCCGUGGUUUAAGCUCUUCUUGUACCAAUUAACCCAACAAGGACCACCUACUUUGUUGUUGGCAAAAGGCACGCGUCUUCGCCGUUUACCAAGCGUUUUCCAUCGAUUCGACCGGAUUCUUCUAACACCGUGGGGUCAUGAUUCUGGGCUCGUUCCAGCCUCUAAUGCUUUAGUAGUGUUAAACGAAGCACUUACCCAUUCGGCCCUCAUGAUCCAAGGCUAUGGUGGCCAACAUCAACUUGAGAAACAUCAUAUUCCCUUCCCUUUUUUGCAUGAUACGGUGGGGGAAUCUCUUCAAGAGGAUGUUUGGAUGAAUCAUCCAAUCGUUCAACGGGUUCGCCAACAGUUAAACUUGCAGAACAGUUGCGGUUUCAUAACCAUGGUCAACCUUGGCCUGGAAAAAACACCUGAAUUACCCGAUCAGACGUGUAGAAGCUCAACAUUGUCGUCUUCGCCUAUUAAUGGCAUUAAAAGCUCCUCGUGUGCUGAAAUAUUGAUUGAAGAACUGGACAGUAUGGCACCCGCAGUUCAAGGUCCAUCCAAUCCGGAGGUUGGCAUCACCCAGCCUGAGAAGUGGAACGAGUCCGAUUGGACCAUUUUAACCGUCGACUUUGGCAUUCCGUUAUUUGAUGCGCAAUUAAACCGUGAAGUCUGUGAUCGCAUUACCAGUCAGAAACUGGGACAAAGAGAAACUCUAGACUCCCUAAUGAAAGUGCAAAAGGCGCUGUCCGAAAGUUUGAUGGAAUUCAUUCGGCAUAACGUAGACCCUUCUACCGAAGGGAAAUUAGUAGCAUCGGAUACAGUGCUGCCCACGAAAAGUCUUUUCUUCCAUGAUGGCAAAUUAAGUUCAUGGGACGGUAAUAACUAGACUCAUUAAAAAUGUUCCAAUAGCCCGUUAAAGUGAAACAUAAACGAUGUGAUCCAUACAUUCCCUGCGUUUGCAAAAACCGUUAAGUGUAAUUAUCUUAAGGCUCUGGUGUCAACUAUCUUACUGUUAUUGAAUAUUACAGGUAAAAGAAUUUUUCUCUUGUUAGCCACGAGUUUUAAUCCUAAUUGUGAAUCUUAGAGUCAACAGAUCCUCUUUAAGAGAAGGUCGCCAAAUAAACGGUUGUUUCAUGCCAA
Messenger RNA from Daphnia carinata, 2843 nucleotides. Its product is annotated as protein FAM91A1-like. The coding region runs from base 121 to 2589 and encodes 822 amino acids. NCBI's taxonomy places the organism in Eukaryota, Metazoa, Arthropoda, Branchiopoda, Diplostraca, Daphniidae. The transcript is spliced from 12 exons. The record is from RefSeq and is a predicted model, not a curated record.